CUGCAACCUGUCUCAGCAGGGCAUCCGUGGCAUCGCGCCGCUUGCUGCAGUGAGUUUCCGGAAUGUGCGUGUCCUAGAUCUUUCCUGCAACCGUCUCACGACUGUGCUAGAUCAGCUACAAGCGGAACUUCCCUGUCUGGAGCAGCUCGAUCUCAGUUUCAACAUCAUUGACGUCGUGUCGCGGUCGCGUGGUAAACUGGAGC
Messenger RNA from Amoebophrya sp. A25, 203 nucleotides. NCBI's taxonomy places the organism in Eukaryota, Dinophyceae, Syndiniales, Amoebophryaceae. The record is from the annotation of a GenBank genome assembly.